This is a messenger RNA of Protobothrops mucrosquamatus (brown spotted pit viper), 1857 nucleotides long. RefSeq names its product serine/threonine kinase 4 (gene STK4). The transcript has 11 exons. Gene Ontology annotation, biological process: protein phosphorylation; intracellular signal transduction; regulation of MAPK cascade. Bases 79 to 1533 code for a protein of 484 amino acids. Gene Ontology annotation, cellular component: cytoplasm. The record is from RefSeq and is a predicted model, not a curated record. Gene Ontology annotation, molecular function: ATP binding; protein serine/threonine kinase activity. Lineage: Eukaryota; Metazoa; Chordata; Lepidosauria; Squamata; Viperidae.
GGGCACCGGUGAUUGCCGCUUCUCUUUGAUUCUCCGCAUCAUCCCAGCCCUUGUCUACCGGCUGCUGCUCCUGCGGCCAUGGAGACCGUGCAGUUGCGCCACCCGCGCCGGCAGCUAAGAAAAUUAGAUGAAGAUAGUUUGACAAAACAGCCUGAAGAAGUGUUUGAUGUGUUGGAAAAACUUGGAGAAGGAUCCUAUGGCAGCGUAUUCAAAGCUAUCCAUAAAGAAACAGGCCAAGUUGUUGCAAUUAAGCAAGUUCCUGUUGAGUCUGAUUUGCAGGAGAUUAUUAAGGAGAUAUCAAUAAUGCAACAAUGUGAUAGUCCUCAUGUAGUCAAAUAUUAUGGCAGCUAUUUUAAGAACACGGACCUCUGGAUAGUAAUGGAAUAUUGCGGUGCCGGAUCUGUGUCUGAUAUAAUUCGACUACGAAAUAAAACGUUGAUGGAAGAUGAAAUUUCUACAAUAAUACAAUCAACACUGAAAGGACUGGAAUACCUACAUUUCAUGAGGAAAAUACACCGUGACAUCAAAGCUGGCAACAUAUUACUUAAUACAGAAGGACAUGCUAAACUUGCAGAUUUUGGGGUAGCUGGCCAGCUUACUGACACUAUGGCAAAAAGAAAUACUGUGAUAGGAACUCCAUUCUGGAUGGCACCUGAAGUGAUCCAAGAAAUUGGAUACAAUUGUCUGGCAGAUAUCUGGUCUCUGGGUAUCACCGCCAUUGAAAUGGCUGAAGGAAAACCUCCAUAUGCUGAUAUUCAUCCAAUGAGGGCAAUUUUCAUGAUUCCAACAAAUCCACCACCAACAUUUCGAAAGCCAGAACUAUGGUCAGAUGAAUUUACAGAUUUUGUAAAACAGUGUCUUGUGAAGUGCCCAGAACAAAGGGCCACUGCAACACAGUUGCUUCAGCACCCUUUUGUAAAAAAUGCCAAAGGAGUUUUCAUCUUACGAGAUAUGAUAAACGAGGCAAUGGAUAUUAAACUAAAAAUUCAGCAAGCUCAACAGCGUGACUUAUUUCAUGACGAUGAAGAAAAUUCAGAAGAAGAUGAAAUUGAUUCUAGGACCAUGGUUCGAGCAAGGGGACAAGAGACGGGUACAAUCAGAGCUGCUUGUGGAAUGAGUGAAGGUGUCAAUACCAUGAUAGAAUACAAUGACACUUUAGCAACACAAUUGGGAACAAUGGUCAUAAAUGCAGAAGAUGAGGAAGAUGAGGGAACCAUGAAAAGGAGAGAUGAAACCAUGCAGGCUGUCAGACCAUCUUUCCUUGACUAUUUUGAACAAAAGGAAAAAGAGAAUUGGCAAAACAACUAUGGAAGGCAAGUGUCUGAAAGAUGUUCCUCAGAUUGGAGAGUUCCUCUGGAUGGUGAUUAUGAAUUUUUGAGGAACUGGACAGUUGAAGAACUUCAAAGACGACUUGGGUCACUCGAUCCCAUGAUGGAGCAGGAGAUAGAAGAGGUUCGCCAAAGGUAUCAGUCAAAGCGGCAACCAAUUCUAGAGGCCAUUGAAGCAAAGAAAAGACGCCAGCAGAACUUCUGAGGAAAACUUGGCAAUAGAAUAGAUGUCCAUCAUUCCUUACAAUAAACUGUUCUUCUAUGACUACUGUGUAGGUGGAUUUCUAUUUCUAUUUGCUAUAGCACCUUUUCUAACUCAGGUAUGCCAUUGAAUGGAGUCCUCAUGAAGAGAUCAUGCUUUGUAUGAAUGGUAGAUAGAUUCUAGAUACAUUGCGUGUUGCUUUUGAGAAAUCUUGACUUAGCUGGGAGCUAAACUUUGUAUUAUAAAUCCAUACAAAAGUGGGAAAUGGAUUUGAUUAAGGUUGGUACUCAGAUUUUACAGUUUUUACAGUUCAGUUCCAAACAAUAU